Drosophila suzukii is the source of this 1983-nucleotide messenger RNA. The record is from RefSeq and is a predicted model, not a curated record. Lineage: Eukaryota; Metazoa; Arthropoda; Insecta; Diptera; Drosophilidae.
CCUACUAAUAUCGGUAUAGUGAAUGCCGCCAAAAAAUGUGCUUCUCAUUGUCUUGUGAGUUGUAGGAGUGAAUAGCGUUAACCCUCUCUUCGGCCCUAUGCGUGUGGGGUAGUGGUUUAAAAGGCAACUCCAUACGAUGCAAGACAACUCCUUUUACUCGCAGACCUAGGGAGACUGCAAGGGCAACUUGCGCUGGAGGACGGCUUGACGACCAGUACUUCCCGUACCAGUAGAGGAGUCACAGACAGCGACAUAGAGGGGCGCAGCCAGCGCCGAACACUGGGUACGGACGAAGUCGCAGCCAUCGAUAGGGAGACGCAGCCAGCGUCAGUUAAGGAGACCGCAGCCAGCGGUCAGGAGGCAGAAGACGCAAGGAGUGUCAAGCAUCGGCGGUCGCAGCCAGCGGCCAGAAGGCACAGGUGCCGCCAUUUUUGAGAGCGCUGCAGCAUUCCCCCAAGAGGAGUUCGCGGCUGACAUUAGGGGAAGCCACCCCUACAGCAACGCGAGCGGAUCAGCAGCCAGCGAGCAGAGAACAAGCCGCGACUGAACAUAACCUCGGCGGCGGCCAUUUCUAGCCCAGCCACUACGGUGACUACAGUAGCGUCCCAACCCAGGAAUACUGCUGUCACAGCUGCGAGUUGGAGGAGGAGCUGAAGCAGGCUAAAAUCCUGAACAGGGCGAGCACCGCGAAUUGCGCGCCAAUCGCGGUUGGCCCAAGCGCAGACCUGCAGACCUGCCUGUAUUUGGAGGGCAACCCGAGGAGUGGCUGAUUUUUAACUGUGCGUUUGUGGAGACGACCCAAGCAUACAACUGCACGGACUUGGAAAGAACAAGAAAUUGUUGAAGGCGCUGAAGGAUGAAGCACGAGAAACAGUAAAGUCGCUGCUGUCACCCCGGGAACGUCAGCACCGUGAUGGAGCAGCUGCGUUUUAGGUUUUGCCGACCGGAGCAGCUUAUACGCAGCCAGCUGAACAGCGUGCGAGAGGUGCCGCCCAUUUCGGAGCAGCACCUGGCGAGGAUCGUUCCCUACGCAACCCGAGUGAGUAACCUCACGGCCUUCUUGCAGUCGGCGAAGGCGGAGCAGCACCUGCGGAACCCAACGCUAAUGGAGCAGCUUGUGGCGAAGCUUCCUACGAGCAAGCGAGUAGACUGGGCCAGGCACGCUGCAUCGAUCAAGCCCUUUCCCACUUUAGCGCACUUCAGCGCGUGGCUACAGGAGUACGCAAAAGUCGUGUGGUUUUGGACGUCGAUGGAAAGGAGCCUAGGCGUCGAGUUCUGCAUGCGAGCGUCAACCAGAACGGAUGCGAUCAUCAGGAUUGUAGGAUUUCUACCGAAAUCUGGUUUUGCUGAAAGGGGUUUUUUGGGUGCCUCAAGUGCAGAACCAGUGGCAAUAGUCGCUGCAAUAAGUACAGAACAAAUUGGGCUGCGGAGAAGUGAAUACGUCAAGAUUUCUUUUCGUACUGAUUUUAUUGAGCAUGGAUCCGGGUUUAUAUACAUGAUUUGGAGUUACAAGGAUGUUUACUUAGGUCUAGUCUAGAUACAAAUGGACAACAUGGUUUAUUAUCAGAUUACAGGAAAAUAGCCUAAAUAAGCAAUUACAUCUACCAAAUCGUGUGAAGACACGUCCGUCGGCUGGAUGCAUAUGGUUUAUGACCCGUUUAUCAUAUGCAGAUGUGCGCAGACCAAGAGAUCAGCUACCUAUUUAUUUAGGUUAGGUAUUUAGCAGCUAUCAGCAACGAACGAAUUUCUGCUAAGUCGAAGUCGUACAUACUCCCGGCCGUUGAACUAAUGUUCAACAAUCGUUAAUGUUGAUCGUGAAGGGCUGGAUCGAAGAACCGUCUCUAUUUACAGGCGUGGACGGCAUUUGAUUUAGCUGAAGGGUGUUUCUAGGUUUUCGCCAUUUCUUCGUUAGGUGAAUUACAACAAUGAUUAUUAUAAAAACUAAUGCAAUAUAAAUAGCAAUAUGAUGAUGUUCAAUUGUAA